AUGCCCCCCCUCCCACAUUUUCGCGUGGAUCAAUGUCCUCCCUUUUUCGUAACAGGGGUGGACCAUGCGGGUCCUCUCUACAUAAAGACAAUAGAUGGCUCGAAAGUAAAGGCGUAUAGCCUCCUGUUCACCUGCGCGGUGACUCGGGCUCUAAGAUUGGAACUGGUGGCGGACCUCAGCUCGUACGAAUUUGUCUUAGCGCUACGUCGCUUCAUAAGCCGCAACCCAUCGGUCUCCCGGCUCGUGUCGGAUAACGCGCGCACCUUCCUCCGGGCCGAAAAGGAGCUUGAUGCAAUUUUCGAGCAUCGAAAGCACCCGGCCACCCAGGAUCUCUUGUCCAGGAAAAAGUUGGUGUGGACCCACUCCACGGAAAAGGCCCCCUGGACCGGAGCCUUUUGGGAACGACUCGUUCAGGUGGUCAAAAGACCCCUGCGCAAAAUUCUGGGAUCGCGCUGCUUACCAUUCAGAGAACUGGAAACCGUACUGAUGGAAAUUGAAAAAAUGGUCAAUGAUCGACCGAUUUCGGCGGUCGUAGUCGACCCUAGCGAGCCGCGAGCGCUGUCGCCGUCGGACCUGUUGUACGGGUAUGCCUCUCAGCCGGCUCUACCGGACAUGAAACGGGUAGCAGACACAGUGCGGUCGGCGAACGCGAUAGUGUUUUCAGAGCGCUGGAAAAAUCAGCAGGCAGCUCUGCGCGGCUUCUGGAAACAAUUCCACAAUGACUACCUCCAGUAUCUCAGGUCCGCGCACUACCGGAAAAAUGAGGACAGCCGGCCUAUUCAGCCGGGCGACGUAUGUCUGCUGCACUCAGCCGACGCCUCCCGUGCUUUCUGGCCGCUCUGCGUAGUCCAGGAGGUUUUCGGCGGGCAGGGUACCGACGGUCGUCGGAGGUCUUGUUUAGUCAAAACAGCAUCAGGCCAAGUCUUCAGACGUCCCAUACAAUUAUUGUACCCUCUCGAGGUUCGACAGUUCUAG
This is a messenger RNA of Galendromus occidentalis (western predatory mite), 975 nucleotides long. RefSeq lists its product as uncharacterized. The record is from RefSeq and is a predicted model, not a curated record. Gene Ontology annotation, molecular function: nucleic acid binding. The coding region runs from base 1 to 975 and encodes 324 amino acids. NCBI's taxonomy places the organism in Eukaryota, Metazoa, Arthropoda, Arachnida, Mesostigmata, Phytoseiidae. The transcript has a single exon. Gene Ontology annotation, biological process: DNA integration.